AUGUUCCACAUUGCACGUGCCCCACUGUUAAGAUUACAUAAGAUACAAAGCCUGCGCCUACUGCUCUCCAGCAAUGCAGGGUUUUCAUCUGACUCGAACACACCCGGCGGAGAUGAUGGAAAUGAUAAACCCAACAAACGAAAACCAAAUACCCUCCCUCGCAAACCCGUCGACAAUGAAGAUGACGUUAAAACAUCAUCCGCAGCCCUAAACCGUCUAAACGAGCUGCUCGCCAUGAUGAACACCGAAAGUGAGGUGAAGCUCGCAAAAAAAGUUGACCUGCCUCGGCCAAAGACGAAGAAAUCACACGAAAAGAAAGCGGAAUCGGAUUCCGAUUCCGACGAGGACGAGCGGCCAAAGGAUCUCGCUCAAGCCACCCGGAAAGUGGCCACCGCACUGGGUGGUGAUGCGAAGCGUACAGAAACGGAGCUGCUUUCGAAGCUGCUCGGAACAUCCACUGCCAGUGGUGGGGAGAACAAUCUGACGGACAUUAUCACGGGUAUGUCCGUGGAUAAGAAGAUGGACGGAAAGGGAGAAAAAGAUCCCACUCGCAGCAUGUUGGUAAAGAAAUCGAUUGACGCUAAACGGCAGCAGAAACGUUCGGUUGACGAGGGCGAUCAGAAACGGGGUUUUAUGGCUAGGGAUCGAAACGACCGGAGACGGGUGGGUCCAAAACAACCGCCACCGACGUUGGGAGGUCCUGGAAGCGUAAAACUGUUCGGUGAGGAACCCCUAGGUAUAUUCACGGACCUUGCCACGCUUAAAGAGAGUCCCGAUAUGCUACCGGUCUGGCAAAAACUAAGCGAACGGGAACUACGGCUUGCCGUUAUGCAUCCACCGUCGAAUUACUUCCAAAAGAUGGCCCUUUGGACCGACCAGGGCAAGCUGUGGAAGUUCCCCAUUAACAACGAGCAGGGCCGGGAUGCGGAAGCGAAAGUGUCCUUCACCGAGCACGUGUUCCUGGAGGAGCAUCUCGAACCGUGGUGUCCGAAGAAGGGCCCAGUUCGUCACUUCAUGGAACUCGUGUGCGUUGGGUUAUCGAAGAACCAUUACAUCACGGCGCAGGCAAAGCGUGAGCACAUCUUCUGGUUCCGGGAUUACUUUGAGCAGAAAAAGGACGUGCUACAGGCCACCAUUGCACAGGAGAGCACCCAACCGAAGGAGCUAGAGAAAUAAAACGGUA
Messenger RNA from Anopheles nili, 1183 nucleotides. RefSeq names its product 28S ribosomal protein S31, mitochondrial (gene mRpS31). Gene Ontology annotation, cellular component: mitochondrial small ribosomal subunit. NCBI's taxonomy places the organism in Eukaryota, Metazoa, Arthropoda, Insecta, Diptera, Culicidae. The coding region runs from base 1 to 1176 and encodes 391 amino acids. Gene Ontology annotation, molecular function: structural constituent of ribosome. The transcript has 2 exons. The record is from RefSeq and is a predicted model, not a curated record.